UGGUUAUUAACACGAAUUCUCAUCACAUUCCCCCAUUAAUCUAGCAAAAUGGUAGUCAAGAGAGGAGGAGGGAGUGUGAUUCCAAUUGGGUUUUCUUGUUUUUUCUUGAUUUUUGUGGGUUUUGUUUCUGGUAUUAUUCCGACGACCCUCGACGGACCUUUUACGCCGGUGACGGUGCCACUGGACGAAAGGUUUCGUGGGCAUGCAGUUGACUUGCCGUCCGAUGACCCUCGUGUUCGGAGGACUGUUAAAGGGUUUCAACCUGAACAGAUUUCGAUUUCUCUUUCCACCACCCAUGAUUCCAUUUGGGUUUCUUGGAUUACAGGUGAAUACCAAAUUGGGGAUGAUAUAAAGCCAUUAAAUCCUCAUACUGUAGGUAGUAUUGUAGAAUAUGGGAAAGUGAAAUCUUUGAAGACACAAACACAGAAAACAGAGGGCUAUUCUCUCAUUUACAAUCAGCUUUACCCCUUUGAAGGUCUUCAAAACUACACUUCUGGUAUCAUCCACCAUGUCCAACUUACAGGAUUGUCUCCAGAUACCAUCUAUUAUUAUAGAUGUGGAGAUCCUUCGAUUGGAGCAAUGAGUGAUGUUUUUCGGUUCAAAACUAUGCCUGUUUCCGGCCCCAAAAGUUACCCGAGAAUCGGAAUUGUGGGUGAUCUUGGUCUUACGUAUAAUUCGACAUCAACCGUGAGCCAUCUGAUCAAGAACCACCCUGAUCUUCUGCUACUUGUAGGAGAUGCAACUUAUGCUAACUUGUAUCUAACUAAUGGCACGGGUUCGGAUUGCUAUUCUUGUUCGUUUGCAAACACUCCUAUCCAUGAGACCUAUCAACCACGUUGGGAUUUCUGGGGAAGGUAUAUGCAGCCAUUAACAUCUAAAGUACCGAUAAUGGCAAUUGAAGGUAACCACGAAAUCGAAGAACAAGUUGAAGGCACGACAUUUGCAGCUUACAGUUCACGAUUCGCAUUUCCAUCUACUGAAAGUGGAUCUAAAUCCACAAUGUACUAUUCUUUCAAUGCCGGAGGCAUUCACUUCCUAAUGCUCGGUGGCUACACCGCAUACAAUAAAUCAUCGGAUCAAUACAAGUGGUUGCAGAGCGAUUUGGCGAAUGUCGACAGGGAAGUGACUCCUUGGCUCAUUGGCGUCUGGCAUCCGCCGUGGUACAACACCUACGUUUCUCAUUAUAAAGAAGUAGAAUGCAUGCGGGUAGCCAUGGAAGAACUACUAUACGAUGCUGGUGUCGAUCUAAUUUUCAAUGGGCAUGUUCAUGCGUACGAGAGAUCGAACAGAGUGUAUAACUACACUUUGGAUCCAUGUGGUCCGGUGCACAUAACCGUAGGAGACGGGGGUAACAGAGAAAAGAUGGCGAUUCAACAUACCGACGAACCUGGUAACUGCCCUGAACCAUCCACCACACCGGAUUCAUUCAUGGGCGGCUUCUGUGCCACCAAUUUCACAUCAGGGCCGGCAGCCGGGAAGUUCUGUUGGGAUCGGCAGCCGGAAUACAGCGCGUAUAGAGAAAGUAGCUUCGGCCACGGGAUUCUUGAGGUGAAGAAUGAAACACAUGCUCUAUGGACAUGGCACCGGAAUCAAGAUAUGUACAAUGAGGCCGGAGAUCAAAUUUUUAUCGUUCGGGAACCUGAACGAUGCCCUGUUAAAGAUACUACUAGGCGGUGGAGAUCAGCAAAAUGAAUCCCGUUAUACAGCCAGAUUUAUAAGCACAGGGUUUAAACGAGAACCAUAAAUAUUCCAAGAAUAUGAAAACCACCUAUUCAUGAAUUAUUCAUGAUUUUUGAUGGAUAUUCAUUAUGAAUAGCUUGUAAAAUAGUUGGUUCUCAAAUUAUUUACGGUUCUCACUUGAUCUGUAUAACUUAUACGGAUUGAAAUCCUUAGGUCUGAGAUAGAACAUAACACCCAUGACUCAUCUUUUGUUGUAGUAUACUCAAAAUAUUUCAGUAAAAUAUCAGUGAAUCUGGUACAAAUUUCUUC
Messenger RNA from Cynara cardunculus var. scolymus (artichoke), 1989 nucleotides. RefSeq names its product purple acid phosphatase 15. Gene Ontology annotation, molecular function: metal ion binding; acid phosphatase activity. The transcript is spliced from 6 exons. The coding region runs from base 49 to 1692 and encodes 547 amino acids. The record is from RefSeq and is a predicted model, not a curated record. NCBI's taxonomy places the organism in Eukaryota, Viridiplantae, Streptophyta, Magnoliopsida, Asterales, Asteraceae.